AUGUCAGACCGAACCGCAAUUCAUUAUACAGUCGACCCCUCUACCAACCCAUCCACAUGGCCUGGUUCCGAUCCAACUGGCAGCACCGUUAUCUGGAAAGUCGAUGUCAUUUAUAUCAAUAUGCACGGCGACUCCAACUUUCGCACCCUUCGCACUGGUACAAACGAACAUGUUAAUCAGGCGGUAAUCCAAGUCACCAAGCACAUCGCCCGGGGUCUCUAUGAUAUUGUGAGCAUGAACGUCAGUGAUUAUUCAUGUGUGGUGGUCAUGUCAACGGAGAAAUCUAAAGAUGAGCUUCUGUUCAAAAAUGGGUUUCCUUGGGACAGGCAGGAUGAUCCCCAGCCCGAGGUUGUGCUGAAGUAA
Messenger RNA from Fusarium pseudograminearum CS3096, 363 nucleotides. RefSeq lists its product as uncharacterized. Lineage: Eukaryota; Fungi; Ascomycota; Sordariomycetes; Hypocreales; Nectriaceae. The transcript has a single exon. The record is from RefSeq and is a predicted model, not a curated record. Bases 1 to 363 code for a protein of 120 amino acids.